AUGAAGAGGGAGGUGGGGGUGAGGAUGGAGGAGAGUCAGGGGGGAGUGUGGAGAGACGUGUGGGAGGAAGAGGAGGAAGACUUCAGGAGGUGUCGAGCCGCUGCCGGCACGUCACGAUUUCACAACCACAGAAACCUGCAGCUGUGCUUCAUCAACAACAGCGACAGCGAGGAAGAGGAGGAUGGAGCCAACAGAAAGGUUUCCAUGGGAACGGGGCGCAACGGUUGCCACGCCUCUGGGCUGAAACAGGAAGUGGCCACCGCUCUGAGGACGCUGAGAGACAAACUGCUGGCUGAGCAGAAGGAGAAGGAGCGUCUGGUCGGCAGCAGCGGUGUUGCCAAGCGGAAACAUCUGGAGCGUUGGGAGCUGCAGGAUCGUUCGGUGCAGCAGCUCAGCAGCUUGAGAGCAUCACUUCAACAGGACGUACAUGCUCUGAGCUCCGAGCUGGUCGCCCACCUGCUGGUACGAGACCAGCUGAGGACGAAGCAGGACGCCAUGCUGCUGGACGUCCAGGACCUGACCUAACACCAGGACCACGGACCGGACGGUCCGCACAAACUCAGCCAAGCUGUUGAGUUUUCUCCACGUCCACGAGGACCUUUCUCUGGGACCAGGUGGGGCUGCUCGUCCACAUCAUCCCAGGAGUCGUUUACUUCAACAAAACGUUAGCCAACAUGCUAAUUUAUCAAAACUGGCAAAUCACCAGCGUCUGGAGCAACAUGAGGGAGAUACGAGAGGACGGUCAACAUGGAGGGAAAUUAAAUAACCCAAAAAGUGGUGCAGCGUCGCUCUGACAUGGGAUCACAGGAUUGAAACAAACAGCAGUUAUGUGAUCGACGGGAUGAAUCUUCAACACACGAUCAAAGGAAAGUUCGGAUGAGAGUUGGAACAUGACGACAGGUUGACAAGAAGAUGAGAAGGAGAACCAACCACCAACAGACAGAACGUCACUGGUUCAAAUCAACAAAGACUUCAGUUUGACUGUUGAGAAGCCGAAUCCGUUCGUCAACAUCUCCGACCUCGGAACCUGCCGAAACAAACACAACGCAGCUCUUCAGCACAGAUCCUGUCAUCAUGUUUCCUAAACUGCACUCAGCCAUUUAAUCCAGUGUUGCAGUGUAAGUGCUUCGGUCUAUUAAGCUACUCAGGAUCUGUGUUUUCAGUUUUUUUGCAAUUGUAUCUGGAAUAGAAGGAGGAGGCUGAGAGAGGAAAUAGACGCCAGUAUACGUAAGAGAGUAAUUCUGGGUGACCAGUUCUUACAGAGAAGAAAACUAGAUAUAGUUUCCAUCAUCCGUUGGUUAUUAGCAGACGACACUAUGGUUACGAAUAACAUCAAAGGAUUUGGAUAUGCGGAGGAUAAUUUAUGUCUGGAUUUACAGAUGCUUCAGAAUCGAUUACAAUAUUUGUUUCUUCAAAAUUCUGUUUCAUUAUCACAGAGCACGAACGCUGCAAGUGUCUCACUUCCACACUGACCCACUUAGUUAAUCCUGGGCGGAGUAAAGAUCACAUACGUACAUCUCAGAGAGACAGAUGCAUUUACACAAACUGGUUUGGAUUUCAAUCUCUUGUUUGCAUUGGUUGCAUCUGCACUUGGAUCUUUUGAUAUCCGAUAGCUUCCCAUGAUGCACGAGGUGACAGAGCGUAAACCGGGAGUGUGUUAGGGACCCAAACAAAAGCAUUAGCAUCAUUACAAGACACGCUGCACCGACAGCACCUGAAACAACAAUCUAGUUGUAAAAGAUGAGGGUGUGGUGAAGUGGUAAAUCUUAAAGGCCCCAAAAACCUAUUUUCUCAAUCAGCUUUCUACUAUCAACAAUGGGAUCGUUGAACACAUGAAAACACUAUUUUCUGAGCAAGUUUGAGCAGUUUUUGUCGUUUUACUUAAGAAAUUGAUAAUUGAUGUCAGUGUCCUCUGACUUGUUUGAAGUGGGCAGGACAUGUGUUUCCUUCCAUCAGUCAAACUUUAAGCAAUACUCUACUGGCCAUCGUCAAUCAAAUGUGAUAAAACCACACUCACACAGUUCUGAGGAAGCAGAUUAGCUCAGGUUGUUCAUGCAUUAAGAUUAAUAAGUAAUAAGUAUUGAUGUUUUUUGACAAACUUUAAUUUUAAAUGUUGCUUAUUUAGUCAUAAAUAUUUAAUGUAAAGGAAGAAAAACGUGGUUUUCAAGGCCUUUAAGAUGCACUCAAGAAACAAAUGCUCGGGUUGUUGAAGAAAAAAGGAUGAAAUCUUUAAUCAUGUACAAAAAAAAAGUGGAAUUUAUGAUAAAAAUCUUUCUUCUUUACUUGGUCAAACAAUCUAGUUUUAACAGCUGUUUUUCUAUAAACUUUAGAGUAGGACACAGAAAUGUGACGGUGGCGUCUGUGCAUUUGAAUUGUGUGAUAUUUCUCAGGUAGAAACUCCAGUAGUGAGUCUGAGUACGUUUUGAUUUGAGGGGAACCACAACUGAAUGAAAAGUUUUUGGGAUCAAAUUUUAUACUGAGCUCAGUUUUAGAAAUCAUUUUUAAUUUAAGCGUUUCCACUAAAUAGAAAAGUCCAUAUUGUUUUACUUUCUUACCUUCAUUCUCUAAAACUGUUUUUUGACAAAAGUGAAAUGCUAUCGGAAAAAAGGGCAGGAUUUCUAACUUAUGUUAUUUAAGUUUUAUUGUGUUUUUUACAUUAUUACUUUUGCCUGUUAUUAUAAGAAGGGAACAGACACUCAUACAGCAUUUGUAGCAAGACAACUGAUACCUUUUUGUUUUGUUGUUAUUUUUCCUAAAAACACAGAACAAAUAAACAAAAGGGGAAUUUCACCAAAUUUAGUUUAGAUAUAUGUUGUCAUGACUGAGCUAAUGCACCACUCUCAGACAGUCCUGUGUAGCUGAGAUAAGAAGGAAAAUAGUUCAUAUUUGAUAUUAGGUACAAGAACAAGGCCGUCCAUUUGUUCUAUAAGUUUAGAAGCAAUUACAUUCGUUGAGCUGCCUUUUUAAAUGACUUUACAAGUUAUAAUAUUGAUGUUAAACAAAUGCAUAUAACAUUGAAAGAGUUUAGAAAUUUUGGUGGCAUUCCUCUUUAACUGAUGCUAAACACUUCAGGUACAGGCAGGAAUUAUGCUAUUGUUUACUUGUAAGAAAUGCAAGGGAAUAAUCCACUUCAUAUAGCCAAGUGUAUGUGAUGACGUACAUCAAAUAUUGCUGCCGUGUUUUGAGUUUUCUUCUUUUAACCUGAUGAUGUCACCACAUGGUUUUCCACCUUGAGACCACGCUGCUUUUUUAAGCUCCUGAACAUUUUUGAGGAUGUGUUUAUAUAUAACUGCAGCAAUUAACCUUUGGUUUAUACACCAGCCAAGGACAUUUACAUUAUUUAAAAUGUGGCUUUUAUAAACCACCACUAGCAAUGUCCUCUAGUGCCUUACAAAGAAGUUAUAUUUUGAUACUGAUUAUUUCCACAUUUUCUCACAUUGAUCUGUGAUAAGAAUGAAUGUCAUAUUAAUGGAGGGCAAUGUACUGUAAAGGGACAAUGUCUUUGUUAACUUUUUUAUUCACAUAUAUAUAUUUAAAGUCACACUGAAACGUUUUUAUGAGAGUGUUGAAGUAAUGAAGCUUAAUGUGAUGUUUCCUCUGGAAACUUUAUGUCAGUGUGGUGUGUAACAAAGUGAAGGAUCAUUCAGACAAUAAUAAGAGGAAUAUUUGUCCUGAACAAAGAGAACAGAUUGUUUUUCGUUUCACUGUGACUUUAGAGAUGUAUUUUAAAAUGUAAGUAAAAUUAAUUACAAAUGUAUUUGUGAAUGUAAACAUUAAUUUUGAAAUAUAU
Molecule: messenger RNA, 3790 nt
Organism: Seriola dumerili (greater amberjack)
Lineage: Eukaryota; Metazoa; Chordata; Actinopteri; Carangiformes; Carangidae
Product: schwannomin-interacting protein 1-like
Exons: 6
Coding region: 1-525 (174 amino acids)
Biological process (GO): positive regulation of hippo signaling
Cellular component (GO): cell junction; plasma membrane
Source: RefSeq, a predicted model, not a curated record